ACUACUUUUAUUCUCCACCGCGAAGCACCACACCCCUCAACCAUCCAUACCAUUCUAUAAUAACAUCUCCCACCUUCAUCCCACUCCUCCAACUGCACACUAAAAACUCUUGAUACUUUCUCUUCUUCAACCUUCACCCAUGUCAGAGAAGAGCUGCGGCCACCACGGCCACCACAAGCACCGGAAACUCUACCGCCGCAUCGUCUUCACCAUCAUCUUCUUCAUCAUCCUCAUCCUCCUCGCCAUCCUCAUCGUCUGGCUCGUUCUCCGUCCUUCCCGCCCUGGCUUUGCCCUCCAAGACUCCUCCAUCAUCCAACUCAACUUCUCCUCCAACACCAACUUCUUAACCACCACUCUCCAAGUCACCCUCUAUUCUCACAACCCUAAUGAUCGCAUCGGCAUUUAUUAUGACCGUCUUGACACCUUCAUCACUUACAAAGGGCAGCAAAUAACCCUUGCCACUGCCCUUCCUAAUGGCUAUCAAGGCCACCAUGAUGUCUCCAUUUGGUCUCCUUAUUUGUAUGGGACUGACGUUCCUUUGGCUCCAUUUUUAACGGUUGCUUUGGAGCAGGAUGAGAAUGCAGGGUUCUUGCUUUUGUAUGUACAGGUUGAUGGGAAGUUGAGGUGGAGGGUUGGCAGUUGGAUGUCUGGCCAAUACCAUAUUACUGUUCGUUGCCCUGCCUUCUUCACCUUUGAUGGUCUUAAGUAUUCUUUCCGCUUUCGCCAACCUACUUCUUGCACUGUGGAUGUCUGAUCUUAAUUUGCAACAUCAUCAUCAUGAGAAAUGUAGAUUGACAUGAAUUGGAAGAGAAGUUGGAGCUUCUUAGGACUUUGCAAGAGGAUGUUAUGAAUGCCAAUCAAUACAAAAGGAUAAGGUUAUAUGAGCUUAAAGAAAAGAAAAAAAAGAGAUGAAAACAAACAAGGAGUCAUCUGUGAAUGGGAUUGAAGAGUGUCCCAUUUGUGAAAGAAUCAAGCUGGUCACUAGUCCUUUUCCUACUUAAUUAUUCAAUCAAGGACCCAAUUUAUUAUUAGUAAUGUAUUAUUAUUACUAGUAAAUUGCAAUAGUUUUUUUUAAUAUAAAAAUGGCUUUGUUUCAUAUUCCAAUGUGUUUAUUAUUAUCGAUUAUAAACUUGGUGGUACUCUCAUGUAAAUUUUAUUAUGAGUUGAAAUAGAGUCCGUAAAUUAAUCAAA
Messenger RNA from Dioscorea cayenensis subsp. rotundata (Guinea yam), 1191 nucleotides. RefSeq names its product NDR1/HIN1-like protein 1. The record is from RefSeq and is a predicted model, not a curated record. Gene Ontology annotation, biological process: defense response to other organism. The coding region runs from base 140 to 754 and encodes 204 amino acids. The transcript has 2 exons. NCBI's taxonomy places the organism in Eukaryota, Viridiplantae, Streptophyta, Magnoliopsida, Dioscoreales, Dioscoreaceae.